Molecule: messenger RNA, 894 nt
Organism: Tetranychus urticae (two-spotted spider mite)
Lineage: Eukaryota; Metazoa; Arthropoda; Arachnida; Trombidiformes; Tetranychidae
Product: malignant T-cell-amplified sequence 1-A
Biological process (GO): formation of translation preinitiation complex
Molecular function (GO): RNA binding
Source: RefSeq, a predicted model, not a curated record
UGAGGUGAACCAUGUGAUUGCAUUGAGUUGAGUUGCUGAGUCGGAUUUGUUGUCUUUUUCAUAUUAUUUAUUCUGUUUGCUGUGCUUUUUAUACCUCUCUUUGUUUCUUAUUUAUUUUAUUAACAAUUACUAAAACGGUGAAAUUUGAUUUUAGACAGUUUAUUAAAGGCUUUGUGUUAUUAGAAGAUGUUUAAAAAAUUUGAUGAUACCUGUGUUUCUGGGACAACUCAAUUGAAAUCAUCAGUUCAAAAAGGAAUCCGUAACAAGCUUAUUGAACAAUUUCCUAAUCUAGAAGAAAGUAUCGAUGAAAUUAUACCUAAAAAGGAUACCAUUAAAGUUGUUAAAUGUCAAAACCAUGUUGAACUGUUAAUUAAUGCAGCUGGUGAACAUCUAUUUUUCCGUCAAAGGGAUGAUCCAUAUAUUCCUACUUUGAAAUUGCUUCAUAAAUAUCCUUUAAUAUGUCCAAUAAUGCAAGUCGAUUCUGGUGCUAUUCAAUUCGUACUCCAAGGAGCCAAUAUUAUGUGUCCCGGUUUAACUUCAAGAGGAGCGAUUAUGACUCCAAAUUUACCAGCCGGAAGUGUAGUUGCAGUUUUUGCUGAUGGGAAACAGCAUGCUUUAGCUGCAGGAAUCCUCAAAAUGUCAUCUACUGAUAUAGCCAAAGUGAACAAAGGCAUUGCUAUAGAAAGUGUGCAUUAUCUGAAUGAUGGCUUAUGGCGAUUGAAACCAAUCAGAUGAUCAAUAUCUUAGUCAACAACUCAAUUUUUCAAGCUUUAAGAAAAUAUGGCUAUUUUAAUGGCAAAUGUGGUAAAUGAAGGAUUUUUUCAGAUGGAGUUUCUAUUUCUUAAAACAUAACUUCACUAUCAAUCAUUAAAAUAUCAAAAUUAAAAAAAUGAA